This is a messenger RNA of Cuscuta epithymum, 1586 nucleotides long. NCBI's taxonomy places the organism in Eukaryota, Viridiplantae, Streptophyta, Magnoliopsida, Solanales, Convolvulaceae. The record is from the annotation of a GenBank genome assembly.
UUCAAUAUAAAAUUCCUACCAAAGUAUCUUACCCUUUUUUUCUCUCUUUUCAUUCUCUCGGGAUUCCGAAGUUCUAGUGAUUUCCGGGACACUUUUCUCGUUUCAUUGUUAUCACUUUAUUUAUUGUGAGCUAAGAUAUACGAAGUGCUAUUCAGCUAACAUGACCGCCGCCGCGGGUGACCGCCGGAGCGUAAGGGAAAUCUUUUUCGACGCCGGUGCCGGGGCUGCCGCUGGUGCUAUAGCUGCGACAUUUGUUUGUCCACUGGAUGUUAUUAAGACGAGACUGCAAGUCCAUGGUCUGCCCGAGGUUGCUCAGCCUGGACGUAGAGGAAGUAUCAUCGUUACCAGCAUGCAACACAUACUACAAACUGAAGGCUUUAGGGGACUUUAUCGUGGCCUUUCACCAACAUUGGUGGCCCUGCUUCCAAAUUGGGCAGUGUACUUCACAGUUUAUGGGCACCUUAAAGAAUUGCUGCAAUCGCACGCAGACAGUAGCCCUCAGCUCUCUAUUGGUGCAAAUAUGAUAGCUGCUUCAGGGGCUGGAGCUGCAACAUCUAUUGCAACAAAUCCAUUGUGGGUUGUUAAAACACGGCUACAAACACAGGGGAUGAGAGAGGGGGUUGUUCCUUAUAAAAGUGUAGCAUCUGCUUUAAAAAGAAUCUUGCAUGAAGAGGGAGUCAGAGGAUUGUACAGUGGCAUCUUGCCUUCUUUGGCUGGGAUAAGUCAUGUUGCUAUCCAAUUUCCUGCAUAUGAGCAGAUCAAACUUUAUUUUGCGAAAAGGGAUGACAAGUGUACCAGUGAUCUAGGACCUGGAGAAGUUGCAGUUGCCUCUUCGUUGGCCAAAAUAGUUGCCUCUGUAAUGACUUAUCCGCAUGAGGUUGUGCGUUCUAGGCUCCAAGAGCAAGGACAAGCGAGAAACUCAGCAAGGCAGUACGGUGGAGUUGUCGAUUGCAUCCAGUGGAUCUUGAGAAAAGAAGGGCUCACUGGAUUCUACCGCGGCUGUGCAACAAAUCUUUUGAGGACGACGCCAUCUGCGGUUAUUACAUUUACCAGUUAUGAAACAAUACAUAGGUUUUUAGUGCAGUGUGGAUCUGUAGGGGAGGAGGAUCAUUCAAAAGGUGCUAAGCCUAAACCAAGUGGCCGAAUUGAGCCUCGUAAAGUAGCUGAAACAACAGGGGAGAAUAAUGCCAAUAGUACUCAGCAUUUGGAAAGUACAUCAAGUAAAAGAACUUUUCUUCCUAUUGGGAAAUUCAGAUAAGCUAACAUGUAUACAUUGAUUAAUGUCUGUUUGAUUUUCAGAUCUGAGUUGCAUUUUAUUUUAGGCUUGUAGCAAAUAUUAUUGUAUAUGUUCGGUGUAUUGUGUUCUCUUUCUGUUAACGAAGGGCUAAUCCUGCCCCUUAUAACUUUUUCAGAAAUAGAAUAAUCCCAAUGUUUGAGGCUCAUUGUCCUGAUCUGAAUCCCCUUUUUAACGUGUAUAUGUUCGGUCUGUUGUGUUCUCAGUUCCAACAUGUAAUAAAUUUGGCAGUGAUCUUUUUUAUGGGCAUUUGCAGUCAUUACUCAAUUUAUCACCCUCCCCUUUUGUAUGA